GUUUGUCCGAGCUACAGCUGCAAAGUUGAGACGAGUCUCUGUUUCUCUUUAACGAAAAAACUUCAUCAGCAUCUGUGACACUGUGUGUAGACAUGUCCGCUGCCAGCAACCUGAGAUCUGAAGAUCAGUUCCUGUGCUCCAUCUGUCUGGAUGUGUUCACUGAUCCAGUCACUACACCAUGUGGACACAACUUCUGUAAGAACUGCAUCACUACACACUGGAACAUUAAUGACAGGUGUCAGUGUCCCAAGUGUAAAAAGGUUUUUAAAAUAAGACCUGAGCUUCACAUCAACACUUUCAUCUCUGAGGUGGUUGCUCAGUUCAAACAUGAAGCUCAACAGAAAACCAGCAGCAGCAGCUCAGAGCAACAAGUUUCCAAACCAGGAGAAGUUCCCUGUGACGUCUGCACUGGAACCAAACUGAAGGCCCUGAAGUCCUGCCUGGUGUGUCUGACCUCCUACUGUGAGACUCACCUGGAGCCUCACCUGACAGUGUCAGGCCUGAAAAGACAUCAGCUGAUCGACCCUGUGGAGAACCUGGAAGACAGGAUGUGUACGAAGCACGAUAAACCUCUGGAGCUGUUCUGUCAGACCGACCAGACAUGUGUCUGCAUGCUCUGCUCUGUUUUAGACCACAAGACACAUGAGUUUGUUCCUCUGAAAGAAGGAUAUGAAGGAAAGAAGGCAGAGCUGGAGGAGACAGAGGCUGAAAUUCAGCAAAUGAUCCAGAAGAGACGACUGAAGAUUCAGGAGAUCAAACGGCUAGUCAACUUCAGCAAAGAAAAAGCAGACGGUGAGAUAGGAGAAGGUGUUCGGGUCUUCACUGCUCUGAUGGAGUCUGUCCAGAGAAGCUUGAAUAAUCUCAUUGACGAGAUCGAAGACAAACAGAAAACCACAGACAAACAGGCUGAAGACUUCAUCACAGAGCUGGAACAGGAAAUCUCUGAGCUGAUGAAGAGAAGCACUGAGGUGGAGCAGCUCUCACUCUCUGAAGACCACCUCCACCUCCUCCAAAGCUUCCCAUGCCUGAAAGCUGCUCCACCCACCAAGGACUGGACAGAGGUCAGAGUCCAUUUCCCAUCAUAUGUCGGGACUGUGGUGAGAGCUGUGGCUCAGCUGGAGGAGACGCUCAGUGAAGAGAUGAAGAAGCUGACUGUGACUGAGCUGAAGAGAAUUCAGCGAUAUGCAUUCAAUGUGACAUUUGAUCCUGAUACAGCACAUCCUGAACUCAUCCUGUCUGAUGAUGGAAAACAAGUAAAUCAUGGUGAUUUGAGGAAGAAUCUCCCAAACAACCGAGAGAGAUUUUCUGAUUGUCUCUGUGUCUUAGGAAAGCAGAGUUUCUCUUCAGGCAAAAUUUACUACAAAGUUCAGGUUAAAGGAAAAACUGACUGGGAUUUAGGAGUGGUCAGAGAGUCGAUCAACAGGAAGGGAUUCAUCACAUUGAGCCCUGCGGAUGGUAAUUGGACGAUAUGUUUGAGAAAUGGAAAUGAGUACAAAGCUCUUGAUGAGCCUCCAGUCCGUCUCUCUCUGAAGUCUCAGCCUGAGAAGGUGGGGGAGCUUGUGGAGUAUGAGGAGGGUCUGGUAUUCUUUUCUGAUGUAGCUGCCGCAGCUCUCAUCUACUCCUUUACUGGCUGCUCCUUCACUGAGAAACUCUAUUUGUAUUUUGGUCCUUGUCCUAAUGGUGGUGGUAAAAACUCCGCCCCUCUGAUCAUCACACCAAUCAACUGCACUUAAUAGACCAGUUAUUAACUGUGUAUGAAAGCAACUUGUGUUAAGUGCUAAGAAUAUAUUAAUUGGUAAUUCUCAGUGUAAUUUUUCUUUAUUGAUUCUUUAUUGAUUGAUUUAGUUGUUUUUUGUUAUGAUACCAUGUUUAUCUUGCAUUUAUCCCACUGUUUCUCCAUGCUGAUUGUUGUGGGACCCACUAAUGUGUCAGGAAAUGAGUUAAAAUGUGUAAAAUGGCAGAUAUAUUGAAAACCUCAGCUGUGUGUGAAGGUGUACACCUUGAUAUGAUCAGGUUCUAGGUUCUCACAGGAGCAACAAUCCAUUAAAGAUGUUGAGGUUACAAGUAUAAACUGUACAUAAAAUGAUGACAUUUUGAUGGAAUUUUGCAUUCUGUGUUUCUGACAUUCAUUUUAUUCUAAUU
This is a messenger RNA of Seriola dumerili (greater amberjack), 2142 nucleotides long. Its product is annotated as E3 ubiquitin-protein ligase TRIM21-like. The transcript has 2 exons. Lineage: Eukaryota; Metazoa; Chordata; Actinopteri; Carangiformes; Carangidae. Gene Ontology annotation, molecular function: zinc ion binding; protein binding. The record is from RefSeq and is a predicted model, not a curated record. Bases 93 to 1733 code for a protein of 546 amino acids.